Messenger RNA from Dovyalis caffra, 1344 nucleotides. Lineage: Eukaryota; Viridiplantae; Streptophyta; Magnoliopsida; Malpighiales; Salicaceae. The record is from the annotation of a GenBank genome assembly.
AUGAGCAGUGGAGCCGGAAAGAUCGUGUGCGUGACUGGAGCCUCGGGUUACAUAGCUUCUUGGCUUGUCAAGCUCCUUCUCUCACGUGGUUACACUGUCAAGGCCUCUGUUCGUGACCCAAAUGAUCCCAGAAAGACAGAACACUUACGUGCACUUGGUGGAGCUCAGGAGAGACUUCAGCUGUUCAAAGCAAAUUUAUUGGAAGAAGGUUCCUUUGAUUCUAUUGUCGAAGGCUGUGAAGGUGUUUUCCACACUGCAUCUCCUUUUUAUCAUGAUGUCAAGGACCCACAGGAAGAAUCUCAGAUGGUUCCCCAAUAUAGCAUGUACCAUCUAUCUCCUCUAGAAGGCAUGAUUCAGGCACUUCAUUGCAUUGCAAUAGUGAUAUGCAAUAGGUCAGUUGUGUUUGGCUGUGACUUGAAGCUUACCUGGAAAGGAGAAAAAAGGUAUGGAAACUUACUCCUUUCAGUUGAAGCUGAUGCAGAGUUGCUUGAUCCUGCAGUGAAAGGAACACUCAAUGUUCUUGGCUCCUGUGCAAAACACUCCUCAAUCAAACGAGUUGUUUUAACAUCUUCCGUUGCUGCAGUUGCUUACAAUAGGAAGCCUCGAACCCCAGAUGUAGUAGUGGAUGAAACUUGGUUUUCUGAUCCGGACCUAUGUAGAGAAUCUAAGAAAGUUAAGAGGUUAGCAGAAUAUCAAAUUAUAAUGUGUAGAAAUACAGAGAAAAUAGUGAUGGAGAGAUGCAAGGACAGAAUUGUCUUUACUGUUCUCACAUUGGAUAUGGAAACUCUUUUUGAAGAUGAAGUGAAUCUAAAUGGCAUUAUGAAUCUAUCUUUUAUUGCUUCUGCUAGUAACUUGGAACUUUUUUACUGUACUUUGGCUGAGGAUGCUGCAUGGAAAUUUGCAAAAGAAAAGGGUAUGGACAUGGUUGCAAUAAAUCCAGCAAUGGUAAUUGGCCCUCUCUUGCAGCCAACACUAAAUACAAGUGCUGCAACAAUUUUAAGCCUAAUGAAAGGAGCACAAACCUUCCCCAAUGCAUCUUUUGGAUGGGUAAAUGUUAAAGAUGUUGCCAAUGCACACAUUCAAGCAUUUGAGCUGUCAUCAGCUAGUGGGAGAUAUUGUUUGGUUGAGAGAGUGGCACACUACUCAGAAAUAGUAAAGAUUCUGCAUGAGCUUUACCCUGAUGUACAACUUCCGGAAAAGUGUGCGGAUGAUAAGCCAUAUGUGCCGAUCUUUCAGGUUUCCAAGGAAAAAACAAAAAGCUUGGGUAUUGAAUUCAUUUCUUUGGAAGAAAGCGUGAAGGAAACGGUUGAAAGCUUGAAGGAGAAAGGAUUUGUCAGUUUUUAA